CACACGCUUCCUUAUCAGUCCUGACGACAACGGGAUCCCGAAUCGCCGACGUCGCUCGUCGUACCCACAUACGCCGCACUAUACACACCGAACGGUCUCCGCUCGUCAGCGUCAUAGUCGCCCGCCGCAACGGCGUACACUCACCACGUCCGAGACGACGACCCCCGACCCGAUAUAAUAUUGUUUUUUUUUUUUACCGUUCGCCGUAGUAUUAGAUCUUGCGAGUCCCGUCGAUCCCGUCGCCGCCGCUGUCUCUACUCUGUCCGGUACACGGGAGCCGGCGAAUCCUUCGCGACACGCUCGGUCUGCGUCGUCCCGAAGAAAGACUUUUCCUCGAAACGGUCGCUAUUGUAAGUCUGUUAUCGUCGCGUUACCGGCAACGGCGUUCCUCCGCAUCGUACCUACCGGCGCCCACACACCACUACGGCGCGGCGGGAAAACGAUCCAUCAAAAAUUAAACCGUUUUUGAGCAAGGGAGCAGCUGGCGGAAUGUUCUGCUAUCAUUGCCCAGCGCCCCCAUUACACCCUACACCAUCGACACGGAUACCAUCAAUCGACUAUCCGUUUUCGUCGUCACAUCCAUACACUAGUUAUUCGUAUCAUCCUGCAAUUCAUGAUGAUUCAUUUGUUAGACGUAAACAAAGAAGGAAUCGAACUACAUUUACACUACAACAGCUCGAAGAACUGGAAACGGCAUUUGCUCAGACUCACUACCCUGAUGUAUUUACAAGAGAAGAUUUAGCGGCUAAAAUUCAAUUGACCGAAGCUCGUGUUCAGGUCUGGUUCCAAAAUCGUAGAGCGAAAUGGAGAAAAGCCGAACGACUGAAAGAAGAGCAAAGAAAACGAGAAGAACACGACAGGACUGGUUCAUUACAAGAACAGCUGGAUCAUAUGGCAAAAGAUAUGCAACAUUCGCCGUCCACAAAAGCUAAUGCAUUAGAAGGUGAACCCAGAGACGACGGGCAUAGUGGCAGCGAACCAGACGAAGAUGCCCGCACCAGUACAGUUCACAUAUCUGACCGAAGCGAAUCACCUGCCAGCUGUGGCAUGAAUGGUGGCCCAGACGAUAGGCCAACGUCGCCGUCUCCACCAGGAGGGAAUGGAGCCGUUGUGGUACCAGAUUCGCCGACGCCAAGCCUAAGUCCUUCGCAAAUCCGACCACCCAUCAGUGUAGCAACGUCGACAUUCAAUCAUUCAAUAUUUACUCCAUUCUCUUCUGAAGGAAAUGGAUUCAGACCGGUAUCUGACCCUGCUAUAUCCAGACCAAUAUUCCUUCCGCCUCAUUUUGGAUCAUUACCAUCGCCGUUAUUCAGUGGUCUCAAAGGGUUCGGAUGCAGCUGUUGCACAAUGAAACCGUUCGGGUCGAUGGCCGAUGGAGGCGGCGGCAGCGGCGCUGAGCAUCGCUCGUCUAGCGUGGCCGAGCUGCGGCGUAAAGCUCAGGAACACUCGGCCGCACUGUUCCACAGCCUGCAGCACGUGGCCAACAUGCAGCAUCACGCGGCCGCGGCCGCCGCGCUCCAGUUGCCCGUUGGUCUCGGACUCCAGUUGCCGUCGCUCACGUCCACAUUGCACGCGCUAGCCGCCAACCGGAAACCGGAACCGCAAAUGCCGCACCCGCAACCGCUGUCGCUGACCACGACCAGCACUACCACCACCGCAGCCACGACGGAACAGGCCACUUCGGUAUCGCCGCAACAUCCACCGACGUCGUCCGACAACUGAAUUGCGCGAGACCGGUCCAAGUCCAAGACCUAAAUUAUUGGAGUGAUCUUCACAUUCCCCCGCCAACGCCAAGUCACCAGCAACCGGCGGGGUUCGACACGGCGUGUACUCUUUGCCAUAAUAUUAUAUUAUUAUAAUAAUAGAAUUACUACUACCACUAUCGUAAGUUGUCAGUAUACGAAAUUAUUUAUUACGAGUGCAUAUUGUACCGGACGUGUAUGUGUGGAGGAUUCGUUACGAUUUCAAAUUGGCGACUACAGUCAAUAAUAAUUCUCCAGAAACAUCCAAAAAUAUAACAUUGUAUAUAAUAUGCAUGUUAUGCGCAUGAAACCCACUGCCGACAGGCUUGCAGAUUUGCAUCGUUUGUACAGUAAAAUGACAUCGAUUAAAAUAAUAUUAUAUUAUUAAUCGAUACGUUAACUUAUAAGUCGAUUUCUGUUUGUUUUUUUUUUUUUUGUUUUCGUUUAUCUUUUUUUUUUAAAUAAUUCGUCUGAUAAAUGUAUCUCUCUCAAUCUAUCUAAUUAUAUUAAACAAUAUUAUUAUAUACAGUCUUCAUUUUCUCAUUAUAUACGUCUUUCUAGUAUUAUAGUUACGUAUUAUGAUUAUUAUUAUUAUUAUUAUUAUUAUUAUAUAUACACACACGUGACGUUAAUUUACGGAUAACAUAUUUAUACUAAGUGUAGGAAAACUAUUAUUAUUACGUGAGUCGUGAUUUAUGUUAAGUAAAAAAUAUUAUCAUGAAAAAAAAAUUAGAAAAUGGCGUCAGCAAUAGCAAAUAUGUUUUUUGUUUUUUAAUGUUUUCGUUUAAUUCUUAGGUGUAUAGAAAAAUUAACUUAAUUCGUAAUUAGGUAUAUUUUACGUGUCACGUAAUUGAAAAAAAACGACACAGCAAUAUAGUAAGCAUAUUCAAUUAAGCAAUAUAAUAUGAUAUAUUUCCAAUCAUUUAUUGUAAUUUUUCAUGACGUUACAGUAUACCUUAAUAUAUUAUUAUACAUCGCUAUACCUAUAGUAGUUGUUCAAAUUGUUACCUUCUAUACGUUUGGUUGCAUAUAUUGUUUUAAUUAGACAUUUUCAAUGUAUGUAUUAUAAGUGUGAAGUAUUAUUAUAUUAUUCUAUAUAUUAUUA
Molecule: messenger RNA, 2847 nt
Organism: Rhopalosiphum padi (bird cherry-oat aphid)
Lineage: Eukaryota; Metazoa; Arthropoda; Insecta; Hemiptera; Aphididae
Gene: Drgx
Product: dorsal root ganglia homeobox protein
Exons: 9
Coding region: 490-1722 (410 amino acids)
Biological process (GO): regulation of transcription by RNA polymerase II
Molecular function (GO): DNA-binding transcription factor activity, RNA polymerase II-specific; RNA polymerase II transcription regulatory region sequence-specific DNA binding
Source: RefSeq, a predicted model, not a curated record